Messenger RNA from Paramecium octaurelia, 376 nucleotides. NCBI's taxonomy places the organism in Eukaryota, Ciliophora, Oligohymenophorea, Peniculida, Parameciidae. The record is from the annotation of a GenBank genome assembly.
AAUAAUGAACAAUGAAAUCUAGUAAGAAGAGUGCUUUAAGUCCACAGUCGAUUAAUUCUAAGAAGUGGACCCAGGAUAUGAGGUAUAAUCCCCUUAAAUUCAUGAACAUUAAUAUUAUAGCCGUAGCCAAUCAAAUAAAAAAAAUAAAAUUACUCAAAUAAAUGAUUCCGACGAUGAGAAUAUUGGUGAUUAGAUGUCUGAAAUGCAUUUGAACCCUACCCCAAAUAUUUUUAAAUAAAUCCAAAAAAAACCCAAGCCCAAAAAAGAUGGCCAUCCUAAAAAACAAUCUGUCAACUCUCAAUAUGCAGAAGAAAACGAUUACAAUUAACCAUCCUAGUUUGUGAUUGGAGAAAUUGUGUGUGGUAGAACUGAUUGA